GUCUUGGUCCCGUCGAUUGCCUGAUGCUCCACCGGCCACCGAAGCAGGAUCACCUCUUAGAGGAGGUUUGGGCGGUGCUCGAAGAGGAAGUACGAUCUGGUCGGGCACGCCUUCUGGGUGCCUCCAACAUCACCGCAACACAGCUGGAGGCCUUGACCCAAUCGAGCAGGAGUCAAGAGAUGUGGCCAGCCUUGGUCCAGCUGAAGUGUUCGCCCUUCCAUCAAGGUGGCUAUUUCGUGGACUCCUCUUCAAGCCUCACGGCUCUUUGGUCGCUUUUGCGAAAGAAGAGAGUGGUGCCGGUGGGGAUUUCCCUCUUCAAUCCGCUCCACUCCUGCAUCAGCCCGCUCCAGGAGCCCAUGGUUGCAGCCUGGGCAGAGGAGGUCGGUGCCUCUUCGGCCGAGCUGCUAGCACAUUGGUGUCGGCUGUCUGGUGUUUGCCCCAUGCUGCGCUGUGCCCCACACCAUGCUGCGGUGUUCCGGAGCGAGGUCCAGCUACGACCGGCCUUGGUGGCGGCCAUAUCAAGCCUCGCUAGCUUGACCGAGACGGCAUUUUGUCCUGCUCUUCGUGACGACUUGUCCCUGCGGAAGAGCCGAAAGCGCACUGCCCGACGUGGAGACGGCCUUUACGGACGGCUCGUAGAGGUGCACAGCCUUCAGUCGAAGGAGGGGCAACUCCUCAAUGGACUCCGCGGAAAGCUUGUCAGUUUCGAUGAGGAAUCCGGCCGCUGGCAAGUGGAGCUGGAGGUCGGUCUUCGUAAGAUUC
This is a messenger RNA of Symbiodinium sp. CCMP2456, 762 nucleotides long. Lineage: Eukaryota; Dinophyceae; Suessiales; Symbiodiniaceae. The record is from the annotation of a GenBank genome assembly.